AUGCCGAAGCCUCGUCGCGAGUCCACGGCGAGGGCCGAUACACGCCCUGCAUUUAACAGGCCGCCUGGUGUCCGAGGCGCACCUAAUCCUCAAGAUGAACCACGAACACCAAGAAGGGCUCCCAACAAGGAGAAAGCCAAAUCAUCACCUGUACCUUCACCCUCACCCGAGAAAAAGCCCCGAAGACAAAGCGACAGGCACAGAUCAGUCAGUGGGGCCGGCGCAGGAAAGCCGAGUCACAGGAAAACGGAACGUGAGAGAGAACGAGACCGCGAGAAACACAGCUCAGGCACCUCCACAGACAGUGCGAGUCAUCUGUUGAGUUCUGGGGCCCUUGCCAAACUCAACUCAUACAACAACAAGGCCGAGUUCGAGGAGAAAUACGAGGCCCAGAAGCAGCAGAAGAAACAGUACAAGAAUUUGAAGGCUGCCGAGGUGUCGCAGCGGAAGAAGAGGAAGAAGAGUAGGAAUGUCAGCGGGGCCAUUUUGGAGGAGGGGAGAGCGGAGAAGCGGGUUCACAGACGAGGAGGAGGAGGCGGUGGGAAGUAUGAAGAUGAUGAGCGUCGACGCCAAGGCGGUAGUGGAGGAGGUCUGUCAAAAAAGAAGUUCUGGUGGUUGCUGGUUCUCCUGGUUGUGUUGCUGGCCAUCUUCAUCCCCGUCGGCGUGGUCGUGGCCAACAACAGCAGCAAGAAAUCCAACACUGCUGAUGGCUCAUCUUCAUCGUCCUCAUCAGGAGGAUCUUCCUCUUCGGGUUCUGCAUCCACCCCCAGCAACGAAUGCGACUCUGGUUCUGUGCCUGCGACCGCAAAGGGAACAUACACGGACAUCUCGACGUGGCUCGACACGGCCGACUUCAACUGCACGUAUACCGAGGAGACGGUCGGCGGGCUGUCCGUGAUGGGCCUGUACUCGGAGUGGGACGACUCCAAGAGGGCGAACGACAACGUGCCACCGCUGGAUGAGAAAUGGGAGUACGGCAAGAUGCCGAUCCGGGGCGUCAACGUGGGCGGCUGGUUCUCGCUUGAACCAUUCAUCACGCCGUCGAUGUUCAACUACCCGGCCUCGGCCAAGAUCGUCGACGAAUACACGCUAACCGCAAAACUCGGCUCAUCCGCGUCCCGAGUCCUAGAAACGCACUACGCGAGCUUCAUCACAAAGCAAAGCUUCACCGACAUCAAGAACGCCGGGCUCGACCAUGUGCGCAUUCCCUUCCCUUACUGGGCCGUCACAACGUACGACGGCGACCCGUACGUCGCCAAAAUCGCAUGGCGCUACCUGCUCCGCGCGAUCGAAUACUGCCGCCAGAACGGGCUGCGUGUGAACCUCGACCUGCACGCCGUGCCCGGCAGCCAGAACGGGUGGGCGCACAGCGGCCGACAAGGCGAUAUCGGCUGGAUCCUGGGCCCGAACGGCGCGACCAAUGCACAGCGCUCUCUCGACAUCCACAACCAACUCUCCCAAUUCUUCGCCCAGGACCGCUACAAGAACGUCAUCACGAUCUACGGGCUGGUCAACGAGCCGAAAAUGCUGGUCAUCCCGCCGGACUCGGUGCUGGACUGGAACAAGAAGGCCAUCACCGUGAUCCGCGGCAACGGCAUCACGCAGCACCUGGUCUUCGGCGACGGGUUUCUGUCUCUCACGCAGUGGGACGACAUGUUCGGCGGCGUCGACGACAAGCUCGUCAUGGACACGCACCAGUACCAGAUCUUCAACGUGGGCCAGUUGAAGCUCAAGCACCAAGACAAGAUCAACCUCGCCUGCUCCGGCUGGACGGGCAUCAUGGUGACCGCGAACAACCCGGACACAGGGUGGGGUCCGACCCUCGACGGCGAGUGGUCCCAGGCCGACACAGACUGCACGCCCAACCUCAACGACGUGGGACAAGGCUCCCGCUGGGCUGGCACACUCGACACGGGCGACCCGGAGACGUCAGUCCUCACGCCGACCUGUGCGCAGCCGCCGUGCUCAUGCGCCAUGGCGAACGCCGAUCCCAAGGAUUACUCGAAUGACUACAAGACGUUUCUACAGAUGUAUGCCGAGGCCCAGAUGCACAGCUUCGAGCAGGCAUGGGGCUGGUUCUACUGGACCUGGAAGACCGAGAGCGCCACUCAGUGGAGCUGGAUGUUGGGCCGCCAGGCGGGCAUUCUGCCCGACAAGGCGUAUGCCCCGGACUUCAAGUGUGAUAAGGAUGUGCCCGAUUUUACGGGCUUGGGUGAUAGUUAUUGA
Messenger RNA from Exophiala aquamarina CBS 119918, 2226 nucleotides. Its product is annotated as glucan 1,3-beta-glucosidase. Gene Ontology annotation, molecular function: beta-glucosidase activity. Lineage: Eukaryota; Fungi; Ascomycota; Eurotiomycetes; Chaetothyriales; Herpotrichiellaceae. Bases 1 to 2226 code for a protein of 741 amino acids. Gene Ontology annotation, cellular component: cell surface; extracellular region. Gene Ontology annotation, biological process: glucan catabolic process. The record is from RefSeq and is a predicted model, not a curated record. The transcript has a single exon.